Messenger RNA from Microthlaspi erraticum, 3798 nucleotides. NCBI's taxonomy places the organism in Eukaryota, Viridiplantae, Streptophyta, Magnoliopsida, Brassicales, Brassicaceae. The record is from the annotation of a GenBank genome assembly.
AUGAAUCAGCAACUGCCGGAAGUUUCUUUGGGUAAUAGCGCUGGAGCAAACAUUGAGGCUCCUGCUACUGAGGAAGGAGAAGAAGAAGUGCAGCAACAGCAACCGCAGCAGCACCAGCAGGAGGAGGAGGAGACUGAAUCUGCUAGGGAUCUAAUUGUCGUCGAUCAGAAACCGCUUGAAAAACCAGCAGACGGAGAGAAAGAAGACGAUCAGAUGGAGGUUGAUCCAGUGAGUCCAGCCACAGUUUUCUCCGUCAAGCUUAAGCAGCCCAAUUCCAAUUUGCUUCACAAGAUGAGCGUCCCUGAAUUGUGCCGUAAUUUCAGUGCCGUUGCGUGGUGUGGCAAAUUGAAUGCUAUAGCUUGCGCUUCCGAAACCUGCGCCAGGAUUCCAAGCUCCAAGGCAAAUUCACCCUUUUGGAUCCCAAUACAUAUCUUAAUACCGGAGCGCCCAACCGAGUGUGCGGUGUUUAAUGUUGUGGCAGACUCUCCUCGUGAUUCUGUCCAAUUUAUCGAAUGGUCUCCCACUUCUUGUCCUCGUGCGUUGCUCAUUGCUAAUUUUCAUGGACGGAUAACAAUCUGGACGCAGCCUACUCAGGGUUCGGCUAAUCUAGUGCACGAUGCUACCUCCUGGCAGUUAGAGCAUGAAUGGCGUCAGGAUAUUGCUGUUGUUACAAAGUGGCUGGCAGGGGCUUCUCCAUAUAGGUGGUUGUCCUCCAAGCCAAGCUCUGGUACAAAUUCAAAGUCAACUUUUGAGGAGAAAUUUCUCUCGCAGAGCUCAGAAAGCUCAGCUCGGUGGCCAAACUUUCUCUGCGUAUGCUCUGUUUUCUCAUCCGGCUCUGUUCAACUUCAUUGGUCCCAGUGGCCUUCUAACCAGGGUGGUACUGCACCAAAGUGGUUUAGUACAAAGAAAGGCCUUUUAGGUGCAGGCCCUAGUGGGAUUAUGGCUGCUGAUGCUAUCAUAACAGACAGUGGUGCCAUGCAUGUAGCAGGGGUUCCAAUUGUAAAUCCCUCAACAAUUGUAGUAUGGGAGGUGACACCUGGCCCUGGAAAUGGACUCCAGGCGACUCCGAAAAUCUCUACAGGCAGUCGUGUGCCACCAUCCCUUAGUUCUUCCUCUUGGACAGGCUUCGCUCCUUUAGCUGCGUACUUGUUCAACUGGCAAGAAUACUUGAUAUCUGAGAUAAAGCAAGGGAAGAAACCCACAGAUCAAGACUCCAGUGAUGCUAUAUCGCUUAGCUGCUCGCCGGUUUCCAAUUUUUCUGCUUAUGUAAGUCCAGAGGCUGCAGCUCAGUCUGCAGCAACCACUACAUGGGGAUCUGGAGUUACUGCUGUUGCUUUUGAUCCAACUCGUGGUGGUUCGGUGAUAGCAGUUGUUAUAGUUGAGGGUCAGUACAUGUCCCCGUAUGAUCCAGAUGAAGGUCCUUCAAUCACAGGCUGGAGAGUACAGCGCUGGGAAUCAAGUGUUCAACCUGUUGUGCUGCAUCAUAUAUUUGGAAGUCCAACUUCGAAUUUUGGAGGACAGGUCCCCACUCAGACUGUCUGGGUAUCCAGAGUUGAUAUGAGCAUACCACCUACACAAGAUUUUAAGAAUCAUCAAGUAGCUGCUGCAGGACCAAGUGUGGAUGCACAAAAGGAGCCUGAUUCUGGUGAUGACAAGACUAACAAGGUUGUUUUUGACCCUUUUGAUUUGCCAAGUGAUAUUCGUACACUUGCACGGAUUGUCUAUUCUGCUCAUGGUGGUGAAAUUGCGAUUGCUUUUCUACGUGGUGGAGUUCAUAUCUUUUCUGGUCCAACAUUUUCACCCGUUGAAAACUAUCAAAUAAAUGUUGGUUCAGCAAUUGCUGCACCUGCUUUUUCUCCAACAAGCUGCUGCUCGGCUUCUGUAUGGCAUGAUGCUGCCAAGGACUGUGCAAUGUUGAAAAUUAUCCGUGUUCUUCCUCCUGCCCUUCCACGUAAUCAAUCAAAGGUUGAUCAAUCAACAUGGGAGCGGGCGAUUGCUGAGAGGUUCUGGUGGAGUCUUUUGGUCGGUGUUGAUUGGUGGGAUGCAGUUGGCUGUACACAAAGUGCUGCAGAGGAUGGCAUUGUUUCACUGAACAGCGUGAUUGCUGUCAUGGAUGCUGAUUUUCACUCACUUCCUUCAACACAGCACAGGCAACAAUAUGGUCCUAACCUAGACAGGAUCAAAUGUCGGUUGCUUGAAGGAACCAAUGCUCAGGAGGUUCGUGCCAUGGUUUUAGAUAUGCAAGCGAGAUUGUUGUUGGACAUGCUCGGAAAAGGAAUUGAAUCAGCUCUUGUGAACCCUUCGGCGUUGGUUUUUGAGCCAUGGCGAGCUGAUGGGGAGACGAUAUCAGGCAUCAAUCCUGAGGCAAUGGCUGUUGAUCCUGCUCUUGUUUCCAGUAUUCAGGCUUAUGUGGAUGCUGUUCUUGAUCUUGCUUCUCAUUUCAUCACACGUUUAAGACGCUAUGCGAGUUUUUGUCGGACACUUGCGAGCCAUGCUGCUUCCGCUGGAACUGGCAGUAAUCGCAACAUGGUUACCACUCCCACACAAAAUGCAUCAUCUCCUGCACCACCAACUCCGGUUCUUCCUGAAAAGACACCGAAUAAUGCAGCAGGGCAACCUACGACUACUACAAACUCCAGUGGAAGCACACCAAUGCAAGCUUGGAUGCAGGGUGCCAUAGCGAAAAUCAGUAGCUCAAAUGAUGGAGUACCAAACUCUACUGCAAGCCCAAUCAGUGGUUCACCACCAACCUUCAUGCCAAUAAGCAUCAAUACAGGAACAUUUCCAGGAACGCCUGCUGUUCGGCUCAUUGGAGACUGUCAUUUCCUUCAUCGGCUAUGCCAGCUGUUGCUCUUCUGUUAUUUCCAACGGUCACAGGCUUCGCGAAAUCCCCAGAGAAACGCUGAUGUUACUUCACAAAAACUUCAAACAGGGGCCACCAGCAAGUUGGAAGAGGUCAACUCUGCUAAACCAGCCACCUCUACCUUGAAUAGGAUAGAGGAAGCCCAGGGGUUCCGGACUUCCCCGUUGAGUGCUGGAGUGAAAGGGAUUGAUGAAAAUUCUGCUCGUACAACAAAGAUGGGUUCUGGGAAUGCCGGUCAAGGAUAUACUUUUGAGGAGGUGAGAGUGCUUUUCCAUAUACUAAUGGAUCUCUGCAAACGAACAUCUGCUCUUGCGCAUCCCUUACCUGGUUCUCAGGUAGGUAGUGGAAACAUCCAAGUUCGACUCCACUAUAUUGAUGGAAAUUACACUGUGUUGCCUGAAGUGGUCGAAGCGGCUCUUGGACCACAUAUGCAGAACAUGCCUCGUCCAAGAGGAGCUGAUGCUGCCGGUCUUCUACUACGGGAGUUGGAGCUUCAUCCGCCAUCCGAAGAAUGGCAUAGGAGAAAUUUGUUUGGUGGUCCCGGCUCAGAGCCUGAGGAUUUGGUCCCGUCAGAUGAUACUUUCAAGCAGGGUCAUUUCUUGGAUCUGCCUGAUGUAUACGACAGAGUCCAAAGCAUUUGGCCAAGAAAACGCAGAAUGUCAGAAAGAGAUGCGGCUUUUGGCUCAAAUACUUCACUGGGUUUGGGUGCAUAUCUUGGAAUCAUGGGUUCUCGUAGGGAUGUUGUCACCGCUACAUGGAAAACUGGCCUUGAAGGAGUUUGGUACAAGUGCAUAAGAUGCCUACGCCAGACAUCUGCAUUUGCUUCACCAGGUGCUUCUAAGCAGCCAAAUCCCAAUGAACGAGAGACAUGGUGGACCAGCCGUUGGGUUUAUUGCUGCCCCAUGUGCGGUGGAACGUGGGUCCGUGUUGUAUAG